This is a messenger RNA of Rhagoletis zephyria (snowberry fruit fly), 2685 nucleotides long. Its product is annotated as serine-rich adhesin for platelets-like. NCBI's taxonomy places the organism in Eukaryota, Metazoa, Arthropoda, Insecta, Diptera, Tephritidae. The record is from RefSeq and is a predicted model, not a curated record.
CUUUCUUCUUCUUACUCUUUUUUCAGCGGAGUUUUAUAUUUUGUGCGAAAAAUGCCAAAUUCCAUCCAAAUAACAAAACCAAGGAAAAUAAUGAGGCCAUCGAUCGGAACAUGACGUAAGGCAAAAAGCUAAAUAAAAACCAACAACAACAACCUAGAAAACCAACCACAGAGCCUCCCAUUAAUAAUUAAAACUAACCACAGCAAAAAGGUUGAGAAAAAUUUAAAAAAAAAAAAUUUUUUUAACUUGAAAAGGCGGUUUUCCCGCACUAAUGUAAGCUCAUGCCAAAAGUUAAUCGUAAAUUGUUUAGCGAAAAUGGACGUUAAUUGCGAGGGAUUGAGUAAUAAAGGCGGACAACGCCACAGCUACAGCCACAGCAGCCGCGUGGCCGUGCAAAGGCAACGUUACGACGAUGUGGCACGCUCAGUAAGCCAAACGGUGGCCACUUAUGCGCUACGUAGUCGGCGACGGUCGGCAGCAGCAGCGGCGGCGCAACGCAUGCAAAAUGCUACAGACACCGGCGGAGGAGAACGCCUGAGCGAUCAUCACAGAGCGAAUGGCAGAGGAAUGGAGGCGGCAACAGUAGCGGCAAUCACAUCACAGCAAAUGUCAGCUGCCGAAUUGGCCUUGGCUGAGGAAAGCGCAGCUACGCGGCAAAAUGUGUGCGUCAUUUGUCGUCAGCGAGUGGAGGAAUGUUGCACGCGUUGUUGCAGCACUUUUGCAGCAACAUCGGCAGCCAGCAGCAGCAGCAGCACGCGGAAAGCGCCAGCCAAAUAUGGCCAAAGCUUGCGGAGCAGCUGUUGUCAGCGCGACAGUGGCGUAUGGCAGCAAAUCGUUAGUGCAGCAGCGGUGGAAGUGGCAACACCAACAUGUGCAACAACAGCGUGUGACUGUCAACUUGGUGCGAUCGCAGCUGCUACCGAAGGACGCAAAUGGCAACCAAACGAGUGUGAUUGCGGCGCUCAGCGAGCGGCACUUUUGGCCGAAGACCGCUGCACACCAGCCGAGCAGUAUGCAACAAAGCUGACGAGCUGUGCCACAUCUGCGCCAGAGUCACAGCAGCGGCAGCCGGUAAUGCAACAAUGCACGCAUCCUACUUCUGAAGUGGCAACAACUGCAACUGUGUGUUGCAGCUGUCGACGGCGGACGCAUUGGGCCACGUGCAACGUGCCACAAACACCUAACACAGCUGCAACAGCAUUACACUUUUCAAAAGCAACAACAAAUUCAACAACAAAUACAUCACCAAUGGAGGUUGCAACAACAAGCAUUGAUUUAGAUUUGACAACAGCGUCCGAAUCGCCCGCAUCACCAGCAUCACCAGCACAAUCAUUUGCAACAACAGCAACAGUAUCAGCAACACCACCAACAACAACAUCAACAUCAACAUCAUCAUCAUCAUUACCAGCACUCGCCGCCGGUACAAAAUUCAUCGAGCAACGCCAAAAUAUGCUAACUACAACCAAAACAGCUGUUACGGCAGUGGCAACAGCAACAACAACAACAACAACAACGAGUUUAUAUGCGCCUGCGCCUAGGCCCAUCGACAGAACGUUGCGUACGUUUCAAUUGUUGUUGCUGUGGAUUCAAGUGCAACUUUUACGACCCAUCUGCCAGCGACUCAAUAGUUUUCUACACAAAGAUAACAGCAACAGCAACAGCAACAGCAACAACAACAAACAUACGACGAAUAGUAAUAGUAGCAAUAGCAAUAGAAAUAGUAAUAAUAGUAAUACGAAAACGAAAUCCAAUAAAAGACAACAGAAACAAAAGCAACAACUGCCACUGCCACUGCAGCAGCAGCAGCAGCAGCAGCAGCAGCAACAACAACCACAACAACAACGUCCUCCACUUUUAAGACUGAUGAAACAAAUUCGCUGUAAUUCCUACUACAAUAAUGAUAAUAUUACAAUUAAUAAUAGUAACAAUAAUGCCACAAAUAUAUUUAAUGCAUCACACAAACAAAAACAACAACAACAAUACAUAAACGCCAACAACCAUAGUUCUAGCAAUAGUAAGUUUAGUAAGAAUGAAUGCUCGCAAUUGCAACAUCACAUGCACCACCGCAUAGUACAACAACAACAACAACAACAACAACAACAACAACAGCCACAACAGAUAUUACAACAAGCACAUCACUACAAUUUAAUGCCAUUAACGUCAAUGUCAGCAUCACAUCAGCACAUCAGUUUGCUUGCGCAGCAGCAACAACGAACCCAACAACAACAACAACAACAACAAAAGGAUAUACUAGCGCAACAUCACCUCAAAGCAAGCAAUUGCGCAUCACUUCGAUUGCAAUUGCAACAUUUGCGCUACUUCAAAAUGCCAAAUCUAUCAUUCUUGUAUAUGCUACUGAUUGUCCUAUCGUUCCUAUCGCUCUUUCUGCCAUCGAUAAAUGCACAAACAUCAAAUGCAAUUGCCACAGCUGCUGCCUCAGCAUCGGCCAGAAAUGGCAUCCGCACGUCGCCGUUGGCCCUGGGCCGCAACGAGACUGAGGCAACUUUGUUACGAAUAUUGCACAAAGUGACUGUGGCAAUGGCAAUGGUGGUUGGUGGUUGUGGUGCUGGUAAUAGUGGUCGCGGCGUCAACAUCAACUGUGGCAGCAACAGGUUGCAAGCCAUUCAGCAACCAUGCAAUAUAUGUACGUCGGCUCGUCGUUUGGUCAGCCACAAAGUCCAAUAA